UGUAACGGCACUUGUCGAAACGAAAGCGCUAAAUUAGUUCUGGCGUGCUUUGAUAAUUAUAUUUUCACGUGGACUCCUGACAUCAAACUCCCACAGGCGAGCAAAGCGCUUAAAUUUAAGUUUUUUGAAGAUGCACCGACGUGACAUUUUACGUUUGUGGGCUCAGAUAGUACAACACACAGGUGUAGAGGAAUACACCGCUGAGGAAUGGCAGGAACACUAUGAGAAUUUCUGGAAACACAUGCAAUCGAAUGAAAUGCCGUAUAUACGUCUUGAAAGUAUUGACUUAAUGUUAAAGGAUGAUAUUUCAAUUAAACCAGAUCAAAUUCAACGCACAAAAAGGAAUAAUGAAGCGCGGAUUGUUAAUAACGAGUUAGUGCCACAUGUGUUGCGAAAACGCCUUAAAUUAGCGACGGAUAAUAGGUUAUUGAUUCAGAAAUCAAAUGAAUCAAAAGUGGUUCCUAGAAUGAAGUGUACGCGAAAGAGAAAUACAAAUGAUAAAGUCGAGGAUCAUAUUCCAAAUUCUAAUACCAUCAUAAUAGAUGAGCCAAUGACAAGCUCAAAGUUACUGGAUAGUAAAACAAGGAAUAGAGUAUCGAUAUCUAACAGGCCAAAAGAUAAAGCAAUAGAUAUUGCAGAAUCUUCAAUAAAAAAACUUACGAAAAAUUGCACUCCUACUGUGCAGAGUGACUCAUCUGACAAUUGGAAUCUGCGCAAAGAACAGCUAUCUGAUGAGGAACAAGAAACUCUAAAUAAGCAAAGGGAACACCUUCAAUUAGAGCAGGAGAUUAGCCAUCUAGAAGCUGAGCUAGAUCAGUUAUAUGAGGCGAAGACACAGCCUAAGAAUCAGAUGAUGCGAAACAAAAAUUCGAAUCAAGAAAAGAAUAAUUAUAAAAAGCCGGUGAAUGAGCUGGAGGAUGAGCAAAAGAACCAAGAAUUCAUUGGGAUAACAAAGCUAAAAGUACAAGAUAAAUUAACUGAUGAGAUGGAGCCGGAUAAUAAAAAACAAGUAGGUCAAGAAUCAGAGCAGCAUAAGUUACAACCGUCGGAAGAAGCGGGCGAGAGUAUUUCGUUUUCAAAAUCUGUGAAAGAAAAAGAAAAGCAGAAGCAGCCUGAGCCCGAGCCAGAACACAUUAUAACAAAUACUAAGGUACGUAAUUCAAGACACAAACGCAUUAUUUAA
Messenger RNA from Drosophila navojoa, 1183 nucleotides. It is a transcript of the gene del, whose product is annotated as deadlock. Lineage: Eukaryota; Metazoa; Arthropoda; Insecta; Diptera; Drosophilidae. The record is from RefSeq and is a predicted model, not a curated record.